UUUUUUCUUAUUUUAUUUUUUUUAUUUCAAAAUCUUAAAUUUCUUAACAUGGCUCCUGUUGCUUCAACUACCCCUAUCCCUACCGCUGCAGCCUUACCUGGCCAUAUCGGUAACCUGACUGUCAAGGAAAAUGACACACUGAAGCAACUUUGGUCUCGUCUUUUCGAGCUUUUUAAGCAAAAAGGUACCGAAUGGAAACCUGUCCAAGUAGAGGCGGCUCCUGUCAAGAAAGGAUGGUUUGGAAAGAAGGAAGUCCCAGUGGAAAAGAACGAUGUUUUUAUUGGUGUCACUACUGAUCCUCAAUGGGCAACUUUACCCCUUGAGAAGGCAUUGCCUUUGAUUCCCGGUGCUGACCUCCACGCAACAUUUUGGAAUAUGGUUGCUACUGAUAACCCGGAUGCUGUCUGUCUUCGUUUCUUGCGUGCUCGUAAGUGGGAUUUAGAUCUCGCUUAUAACAUGUUAGCUAAUACCCUCCGUUGGAGAGUUACUAUGCGUUUGGAUGAAAUCGUUGCUCUCGGUGAAAACGGUCUUCGUGAUGAACUUAAUAAACUCAAACCUGAAUUAGGCGAUAAUUUUGUUACUCAACUUAAUGCUGGUAAAGCUUAUUUGGGUGGUCCUGAUAGGGAUGGUCGUGGUAUCUGUUUUAUCAACGUGAGCCUUCAUAACAAAGACAAUCAGCCUCUCGAAAUUAUCAAGCUCCUGACGAUGUAUAUUAUGGAAACUUCCCGUGUUGUAGUACAUCAACCUGUCGAAGCCGCUUGUAUUGUAUUUAACAUGGAUGGAUUUACUCUUAAAAAUAUGGAUUUCGAUUUCGUGAAAUUUUUGGUAACUUGCUUUGAAGCAUACUACCCCGAAACCUUGGGCUCUUGUUUGAUUCACAAAGCCCCUUGGGUUUUCUCCACCAUUUGGAAUUUGAUUACUCCCCUUUUGGAUCCUGUCGUUGCCACAAAAAUUCACUUCACCAAAGACUGUGACGAAUUAACAAACUAUGUUUCAAAGGAUUCUUUGCCAGGAAAUAUUACUGGUGAAGUAGGUAAAAAGACUAAAGAUGAGGCUGUCGUUGUUGGCCCCGUCGCACCUGGUACUUUAACUAAGCCCACUUCCGCUGCUUUCCAAGCAUAUCAAGCUUCUAUUACCGAAUACCAAGCUAACACCCUUGAAUGGGUCAAGACUAAAAGCGCAGAGGGCUCCAAUGAUACUGCUUAUCGUCGUGAACUUGCUAGACAAUAUCGUAUUGCUCGUAUUAAUGCUGAAGUAGAUAUUAGAGGCCCCACCAGUUAUCAAGCCAAGGGUCUCGUCACUUUGGACAAGGAAGGUCGUCUGCUUCUUGACUAUGGAAGUGACAACUGGGUUCCAUUAGAUAUCACUGAAUCUGUUUAAAUUUCACUUUCUUUUUUUUUUCCUUUUCGCAGCAAUGUUUGGCUGGUUUCUUCUAGAAAGGAAAUACAGCCACCUUAUUUUAUUUUUAACCUCCUUCUAUUAUUAAUUAUCUACUAUAAUGACAGGUUUACCUACCUACACUUCAUACCCUCUACUUUACAAUAAAAUUUACGUUUAUUUAAUUGAUCCAGGUAA
Molecule: messenger RNA, 1575 nt
Organism: Mucor mucedo
Lineage: Eukaryota; Fungi; Mucoromycota; Mucoromycetes; Mucorales; Mucoraceae
Product: CRAL-TRIO domain-containing protein
Exons: 3
Coding region: 49-1380 (443 amino acids)
Source: RefSeq, a predicted model, not a curated record